Camelus dromedarius (Arabian camel) is the source of this 2099-nucleotide messenger RNA. RefSeq names its product selectin P ligand (gene SELPLG). Bases 200 to 1600 code for a protein of 466 amino acids. The transcript has 4 exons. The record is from RefSeq and is a predicted model, not a curated record. Gene Ontology annotation, cellular component: plasma membrane. NCBI's taxonomy places the organism in Eukaryota, Metazoa, Chordata, Mammalia, Artiodactyla, Camelidae. Gene Ontology annotation, biological process: leukocyte tethering or rolling.
CGCUUCCUUCUUUGACACACAGCAGUUGGGGGUUGAUGCAGUCUGAGCCCAGGGCACGGGUGCUGCCCAGGCUGGGUCACUGUCGCUAAAGCAGAGCAGUGCUUCUCCUGGGCCCGCGGGGCAGCUGUCGCAUGCUCUGCUGAACACGGUAUCCUCAGAAAACCAUCAGUUGUGAAACUAAAACCAGGUGCAAGGCUCCAUGAAUGCGUUUGUGAGAGUGCCUCACCUCCUCUGUACCAGGCCAGCAACGUCAGCCUCCUGCUGGAUGCCAGGCUCAGGGACCUUCCCUGCAGCAUCUCCAUCCGGUCUCAUCUUUGAGACAGUAUGGCCCAUUUCACAGAUGAGGAAACUGAGGCUCAGAGAAGGUGCCAUGUUUCUGCAACUCCUCCUGCUGCUGACCCCGCUGGGCCCUGGGAGCAGCCUGCAGCUAAUCACCCACUCAGAGUUCGUGUGGGACUACGAUGGGUCUGACUAUUAUUCACAUGGCACAGACUUUCCAGGAGUGCUUGAAACCAGGACUGAGGACCCAUCCCUGAGCCUCAAGCUUCUGAAUGUGACAGGAACAUCAGGACAGAGAGAUUUUGCAGGGCCUGAAACAUCUGAGUCUGCCUCUCUGGGGGUGGCCACAAGGGACUCUGCUGUCCUGUAUGCAGGUGCGGCAGCCACUGGGAUUCUGAGCACAGAACUGGCCACGCAGGGAAUUUUCAUCACACGGGGCCCUCUGACCACAGAACCCCUCACUGUAACCCCUUCCAUCACAGAGGGUCCAUCCACAGAAGGAGUGCCAUCCACAGAGUUGGCCACAGUGCAGGCCCUGUCCACAGGGCCAGCAGGCACAUUGGCACCAACCACAGAACCUGCAGCCACCGAGGCUCUGUCCACGGGUCUGGCAAGUGUGGUGGCACUGACCACAGAACCUGCAGCCAGCGAGGCUCUGACCACAGGGCCAGCAAGUAUGGUGGCACCGACCACAGAACCUGCAGCCACCGAGGCUCUGACCACAGGGCCAGCAAGUAUGGUGGCACUGACCACAGAACCUGCAGCCACUGAGGCUCUGUCCACGGGGACGGCAAGUACAGUGGCACUGACCACAGAACCUGCAGCCACUGAAGCUCUGACCACGGGGCUGGCAAGUAUGGUGGCACCAACCACAGAACCUGCAGCCACCGAGGCCCAGUCCACGGAGGCCCUGUCCACAGAAUCCACUUCCACUGAGGCCCUGACCACAGAACACAUAAUUGUAAAGUCUCCGUCCAGAGCACCAACUGUGAGCCCCAGUCCCACAGAGGGCCCGCUGGACCACAACCCAGUGAAGCAGUGCCUGCUGGCCAUCCUCAUCCUGGCCCUGGUGGCCACCGUCUUCCUUGUGUGCACCGUGGUGCUGGCCAUCCGCCUCUCCCGCAAGAACCACACAUACCCUGUACGCAACUACUCCCCUACCGAGAUGGUCUGCAUCUCGUCCCUGCUGCCUGAGGGGGCCGAGGGGUCCACUGCCACGGCCAAUGGGGGCCUGUCCAAGGCCAAGAGCCAGGGCCUGAAGGCGGAGACUGGGGAGGACCGCGAGGGGGAUGACCUCACCCUCCACAGCUUCCUCCCUUAGCUGCCUGGGCUCCAUGUUCCCCUCCUACCCCAAUCCUGGAGGUGGGGAUCUUUAGGGCGGGAACCCUGGCCGCCCUCCGCAGGCCUGAGAGCAGCCAAAGUCCAGGAAUCCAAGUGAGACUGGCAAACAGAACCUCCAGUGGAGAGUGGAGAUGCCCCUCCACCUCUCUGUCUCCUGUCUGUUCUGGAAUCCCUCUGAUGGCCUCCCUCUGAUGGCCUCCCACGCCUGUCCUUCCCCUCCCCCAACCCAGGAAGACUCAGAGUUCCCUGUCCCCAACCCCACCACCAUUCUCUUCUGGUUGCCAUGAUCACCUCACAGGAAGGGGGCAUUUUGGGGAGGAGAGCUUCCAUCUGGUGCCAGAGUUACCCCCAUCCUGCCCUCCCUCGAUUUCCCCUAUGACCACGUUUCAGGAUGGCCUCUAUCUUUCAUGGACAUCUGCCCCGGCCCAGCCCCGGGGCCGGGAACAGCAUAGAUCCUCAAUAAAUAUUCGGGGCACAGA